AUGCAAAGUUUAAAUAACAUAUUAAUUAAAGAAAUAUUUAGCAAUUUAAAACCAAAUCAAUUGUUUUAUAAUAAUGGUGAUUGUCAUACCUUUAACAAUCAAUAUGUGUCAUCACUUAGAUACUCAAUAUUAAAUAUAGCAUUGGUAUCUUGGAAAUGGUUUACAUCUCUAUCAUCGUUGAUCAACCAUUUGGAGAUUCGGUUCUCUAUCGAUGACACUUGCGAGGUUGAAAUCUAUAAUAUGAGUAGGAAUUACAACAGAUUCAAAGAUCAGAAAACGUUAGAGUUGAAACAGUUUAGCAGGACUCUUUGUUCGAAGUUCAGUUUGUUGCGAGCUUCAAAUAUCAGUAACCUAAUCAUCAGAGAUGUCUAUCCGUGGAGCAAGAGUUUUGAACCGGUGCUAAAGACACUCUAUGCAGGCGAGCAGCUAAAGAAAGUCACCGUUCAAGCAGAGAUAGUCCUACUCCAAAGCUUUAUCACCAAACACCCGCAUAAGAAUCGAUUUCAAUACUGUGUUGUUCCUACCAUUACCAAUGACCUAGUUUAUCGAGAUGUUCUAGCUUCUAUCAAGUAUCUAAGUCGGCCGAGUAACAACAUCGAUUGGUUGGAAACCAUCUAUGAAUGUACAUACGAAACACCGAUGAGCACAAGCAUCGAAAUACUCAAGGAAAUGGAAAAGUUACAACCAAAUACACCAACAAACUAUUCAAUUUCCUCUUCAUCGAUGCAAUCGAAUGAUGGUUCGAUAAACGUUGGUAGAUUAAAUAGCAUCUACAAGUUGGAGUUGAAUCGCUUUCACCCUUUGGCAAUCGCCGAAAUCAUCGGUGGAAUGCCAUCAUUGAAGAUUCUCAAGAUCUCGGUAACGAUGUGUCAGCAGGAAGGGAACAAACAGUACAUCGAGGAAUCAAAGAUAUUCUUUGACCGACUUAAAGCGAAUGAAACGAUCGAGUCGUUCGCCAUCAAAGAAAUCUCUGGUUAUAAGAGAUCUAAUCAACGACCAGGAAUAGAAUCCUUUGCAAAUCAAUUCGGUGAUCUACUCGCAGUCAAUCGAUCUAUAACCAAGUUGAAGCUUGAUCAUUUCUUUCAUUUCAACACUAUGUUCUUCGAAUCAUUAUCAACGACAAACACACUAAAGAGAUUGCAACUUACACUUUUUGAUCAUGUCAUGUGUGAUAAGUUGUUUGCUGCACUUCAAGAGAAUAAUAGCAUCGAAGAUCUGUGUCUCAGUUCAGUAUAUAAUGGAUUGAACGAAGAUCUUAUCGAACGACCACUAGCCAAACUUAUAGAAUCGAACCACAAUCUCAACAAAGUAAAAGCAAGAUAUAUAAAAAUGACAGGCACCUAUUUAUUAAAGUCACUUAAAAUGGAUUCAAAUACUUUAAAACAUUUAUUCGUUUGUAAUGAUACUGGUCUUUGA
Molecule: messenger RNA, 1416 nt
Organism: Heterostelium album PN500
Lineage: Eukaryota; Evosea; Eumycetozoa; Acytosteliales; Acytosteliaceae
Exons: 2
Coding region: 1-1416 (471 amino acids)
Source: RefSeq, a predicted model, not a curated record